Messenger RNA from Aspergillus tanneri, 837 nucleotides. RefSeq lists its product as uncharacterized. The transcript has a single exon. The record is from RefSeq and is a predicted model, not a curated record. The coding region runs from base 1 to 837 and encodes 278 amino acids. NCBI's taxonomy places the organism in Eukaryota, Fungi, Ascomycota, Eurotiomycetes, Eurotiales, Aspergillaceae.
AUGGACGCCCAAGCCUACUUACUCCGACACGGCUGGUCCGGACCAGGCAAUCCGCUGAACCCCAACCGCCGACCCGGCACGCACGCCGGCCUAGGUCUUACGAAACCGAUUCUUGUGGCGCGACGCCAGGGCAACGAGGGCGUGGGAAAGAAAACGACCAAGGACCCGACAAAUCAAUGGUGGUUGCGCGGGUUCGAGGAUGCGCUGAAGGGAGUGGGACAGGCGAACAAUGCCGGAGCGCGGGGUGGUGGCCCGGCGCCUAAUGCAUUGACGAGUGAGCUUUAUCGGUUCUUUGUGAGGGGGGAGGUGGUCCCCGGUACGCUUGGGGAGGGGGACAAGAGUGCAAUGAAGAACGCGGAUGAAGCUGUGGAGAAAUCGGCGAGCAAGAGGAAGAAGGAGAGUAGCAGUGUGGAUGGGGAGGAGUCGGAGGAGCUGAGAGAGGUCAAGAGGGCGCGUAAGGAGGAGAAGAAGCGUCGUAGGAAGAUUGAGAAAGUGAAGAACGGUACGGAUGAGAUUAAGGAAAGCAAGGAGGAGCGGCGUCUACGGAAGGAGAAGAAUAGAAAGAAGGAGAAGGAGAAGCGAAAGAUUGAGGAUCGUUCGUCUUGCAAGGAAAUGAAACGGGAGAAGAAAGAACAUAACCCGGAGGAGGACUAUCCCACACCGAUCUCGAUGGAGCAGGGUUCGAUAGAAUUGAGUGGACAGGGUGAUUCGACCGAUCCAAAGGAUCUGUUGAAGAAGGACAAGAAGCGGAAGAAGCAGAAAGCAUCUACAACCGAGGAGAACACCAAAUCGAAGUCGAAAAAGUCCAAAGAUGAAAAAAGGACAGUGCGAGUUUGA